GACAGUAGGAUCCAUAUGAAUGUGUUUUCAUAUUCUUACAUUUAUGAAAUUCAUUUUGCUACCUCAUUUCAGAUGAAUGCGAAUGCCUCUCUGACCAUGUCUUUAGCACAGACUCCUUACUGCAAGAAAAAAGGUUAUGAUCCUCAGAGUCCUUUGUGUGCCCAUGUGAUCUUCUCUGGAUUGGUUGAAAAGGUUCCAAAUGGCACAGAAACAGACUUUGCAAAGACAGCAUUGUUCAGUAGACAUCCUGAAAUGGCUACCUGGCCACCAGAUCAUAACUGGUUCUUUGCGAAAUUCAACAUCACCAACGUCUGGGUCCUGGAUUACUUUGGUGGAAUCAAGACUGUGACUCCAGAAGAAUAUUUUAAUGCUGUGCCCUAG
This is a messenger RNA of Sceloporus undulatus (fence lizard), 381 nucleotides long. RefSeq names its product cellular repressor of E1A stimulated genes 1 (gene CREG1). The transcript has 2 exons. The record is from RefSeq and is a predicted model, not a curated record. NCBI's taxonomy places the organism in Eukaryota, Metazoa, Chordata, Lepidosauria, Squamata, Phrynosomatidae. The coding region runs from base 16 to 381 and encodes 121 amino acids.